UCAUUCAAAAUAAAGCCAAACACAAUAAACCAAAAUAAAUUUAAUCCGCUUUGUUCAUAUAUGAUACCCCCCACUAUCUGAUUCUUGAAUCACAAAAUUCUCAUGUGCUAAAAAUCAAUUCUUGAUUACCAUGAUAAUUCAUGUCUUAAUUCUUGCCACACUAUUGUGUCUUUUCUUAAAUAUUCCCAUAUACCAAUCUCACCCCUUAGAUCCUCUCACCCGUAAAGAAAUCAACUCAAUUAGACAUACAAUCAAUAAUUUUUAUUCCCACAAUACCCCUUCUUCCAAUAAUCCAACAUUUCAUUUUCUUGACAUUGAAGAACCGGAGAAAAACCAUGUCCUAAAAUGGCUAUCUUCCGACCGAAACCGAAAAAACCGCUUGUUCCCCACUCGUCGAGCCAAUGUAGUGAUCCGCGUAAACGGCGAAACGCGCGAACUCGUUGUCGACUUAAUCACCGAUUCAAUCGUAUCCGACAGACUUCACAAAGGCAAUGGAUAUCCACCGUUCACAUUCGAUGAGCUUCUCGUAGCGAGUAGGGUUUCGACUAGCUACCCUAAAUUUCGAGAUUCGAUUGCGAGAAGAGGCCUCAACUUAUCCGAAAUUACGUGCAUGCCCCUCACGACAGGCUGGUUUGGUGAAGCUGCAAUAAAGAGAGUUGUUAGAGUCACAUGCUUUUACAGGGGAGGCACUUCCAACAUGUGGGCCCGCCCUAUCGAAGGCAUAAGUUUGCUAGUCGAUGUCGAGAAAAUUCAAGUGAUCGAAUAUUCCGAUAGGUUCAAAACCCACUUGCCGAAACUCGAAGGCGCCGAUUUCCAAACGCGGAGGGGUAGUUCCGUCUUUUGCAACGAGAAAAACUCGAGCAUAACAAUCGACAUGCAUGAGGUUAGAUGGGCGAAUUGGGAAUUUCACGUGGCGUUCGAUGCGCGAGCGGGUGUGAUUAUAUCGACCGCCUCGAUCUUCGACCCGACGACGAAGAGGUUUCGACGCGUGCUCUAUCGAGGGCAUGUGUCGGAGACGUUCGUGCCGUACAUGGACCCCACUCAAGAAUGGUACUACCGAACUUUCUUGGAUGUGGGAGAGUUCGGAUUCGGCCGAUCAGCUAAUUCUCUCGUCCCGUUUAUCGAUUGUCCGGAAAAUGCUGUUUAUAUGGAUGGAUACAUGGCUGGUGGAGAUGGACACGUGCAAAAAGUGCCGAACGCGAUUUGUAUUUUCGAGUCUUUUGCUGGAAAUGUUGCUUGGAGGCACACAGAAGUUGGUGUACCUGGAAAACUGAUAAUAAGUGGUGAGGCAGAGGUUAAUCUUGUGGUGAGAAUGGUGGCAACUGUAGGGAACUAUGAUUAUAUACUUGAUUGGGAGUUCAAGAAAAGUGGUUCAAUCAAAGUAGGGGUGAGUUUAUCAGGUGUUCUCGAAAUGAAGGCGACAAAAUACACGAACGCAGAUCAG
Erythranthe guttata (spotted monkey flower) is the source of this 1444-nucleotide messenger RNA. NCBI's taxonomy places the organism in Eukaryota, Viridiplantae, Streptophyta, Magnoliopsida, Lamiales, Phrymaceae. The record is from RefSeq and is a predicted model, not a curated record.